AAAUAUGAAAAAUAUGGGGCGAAGAUGAGCUCCGCUGUUGAGAGGUACCGCAAGGAGAUUGCUGGCCUAGAGACUUGUGCAAGCGGUCGCAUCACCCCAGCCCUUCUCUCGCCAGUACGCAUAGAACUUCCAGGCAAAGGAGAGAACCUUGUGAAACUCGAGGAAGCGGCCACCAUUGGCGCUCGAGACGGCCCAACCUUGAUUAUUAUGGUGUUUGGGGAACAUAACACUGUGGCCCUAUACGCCGCAAAUAUACUAAAUAACUUUCCUCAAAGGCAGGAUUCCAGGACAGUCAAAAUCCCUAUACCUAGGUCGCUCACUUCGUCUGCACACCAGCGCACACUGGAAAUACUUUGCCUUCAGCGUCGUCACAAAAUCUGA
Molecule: messenger RNA, 381 nt
Organism: Suillus subalutaceus
Lineage: Eukaryota; Fungi; Basidiomycota; Agaricomycetes; Boletales; Suillaceae
Exons: 2
Source: RefSeq, a predicted model, not a curated record